Molecule: messenger RNA, 978 nt
Organism: Penicillium maclennaniae
Lineage: Eukaryota; Fungi; Ascomycota; Eurotiomycetes; Eurotiales; Aspergillaceae
Product: transaldolase family protein
Exons: 7
Coding region: 1-978 (325 amino acids)
Biological process (GO): pentose-phosphate shunt, non-oxidative branch; carbohydrate metabolic process
Cellular component (GO): intracellular anatomical structure
Molecular function (GO): transaldolase activity
Source: RefSeq, a predicted model, not a curated record
AUGGGGACUCCGACCGGUCUGGACUAUAUGCGUUCGCGUACUGUUGUGGAUUGUGAUACGAUGGACGAAGAGGUCGCAAAGUCUCUCGGUCCAUUCCAGGAUUGCACUUCCAAUCAAGCUAUCGCCUUUGGCGAAUUGUCUAAACCGGCUCGCGCUGAGGUCAUCGCCGCGUCUCUGGCUGAUGCAAAGCUACUUCACACCAAGUACUCUUCGAUCAGUAUGGGUGAGCUCGCUGUCGAGAUUGGCAUGGUACGCUUGGCUAUUGCUAUGGCAAAGCACAUUCGAGGAUUAGUCCAUGUGCAAACGAAUCCGUAUUAUUCAUACUCCACGGAGAAAACAGUCAUCAACGCUCUUCGAAUCGUGCAGCUUUUCCAGCAUGUUCAACCAGGAUUCGAUGUCGCCCGUAUCUCUAUCAAGAUUCCGAGUACCUGGGAGGGUAUGAUGGCUUGUCGAACUCUUGAGCUUGCUGGGGUACGGACACUUGCUACCACUCUUUUCAGUAUGCCCCAGGCAGUUCUUGCAGCUGAAGUGGGCUGUACAUAUGUGGCUCCCUACGUGAAUGAACUCAAGGUCCACGUCCAAGCAGGCUAUGUCGAUGAGCACAAGCUUCUUCCUCUUUGUGCCGCUAUUCAAGAUUACUAUAAAUCGAUCAAAGCUCCGACCAAGGUCUUGCCGGCGAGUUUGACCUCAACAGAGGAAAUAUUCCGGCUUGCUGGUGCUGAUCACCUCACAAUUGCACCCCAUCUCUUGGAACAGCUUGCGCUGCCUUUGAAUGCUAAAGUGGACUCGUUGUUUGACGCUGCUCCCACAGAGCCAGUCCCGCCACCAGGUGCUUCAUACCUGCAUGAUGCUGGCCAAUAUAAGAUUGCCUUCGCUCGCGACCGUGGCGGCGCCAGUCAAAUCAAACUGACCGAGGCGAUCAAUAUCUUUUGCGAUUUCCAGGAUAAGCUGGAGCAAAUCAUGAAAGUGUCCGUUUAA